AUGAGUUCAAUUGAACAACUUGAAACGCUUCGAAAUGCUGAACUAUAUGAUGAUUGUAAAACAUUGGCAGAAUUUAUCUUAACACUUGAUGAAUGUGGAAAAGAUUAUUUAAGUAAUGAACAACGUUUAACUGUUUAUCGUUGUUUGGCUGAUUCAACUUGGUUUCUACAUGAAUACCAUUUGGCUGAAUCUUAUUUUAAAAAAGUAUUACACAGUUAUAAACAAGUGGAUAAAUAUGAUAAAAAUGCGUUGGAACCUGAUUGGAUGAUAGAAUGUAAAUAUCGUCAACAUGUAUGUUUGCUUAAAUUAAAUCGAUUAAAAGAAGCUCUUACUGUUCUUGAAUCAAUUCUAAUUCAACAACGUACAGCAAAAAUUCAUUUAGCACUUGGUCAAUGUUAUCAAAAAGCUGGUGGUUCAGCACAAGAAUCUAUCAGUGCUUAUCGUGAAUGUUUAAAACAAAAUCCUAAUACAUUAUCUGCUUACAUCGCUUUACUUGCUCUUGGUAUUAAAUUAAGUGAUCUUUUGCAUACACAUCCAUCAGCUGCAUCAAUACAUCAUGAAAAUCAAGCUCAACAGCCAACACCUGUAACAAUAUCACCAUUAGUACGUCAACCAUGGUUCCGUGCAUUAUUACAAGCUGAUUCUUGUUCAACUAGUCGAGAUUUUGCUGAAGCCUCAAGAAAUUAUCAACAAAUCGAUGCACAAUAUUUACCACAAUCAACAUAUGUUUUAUGUCAACUUGGUUAUAAUCAAUAUUUAAAUGGUGAUUAUGGACAAGCAUUACAUAGUUUACAACGAGCACAACAAAUUGAUCCAUUAUUAUUAAAACAUAUGGAUAUACUUGCAUUUCUUACAUAUACAGAAUGUAAAGAUAAUUCAUUAGAAAAAUUAGUUAACCAUUUAAUGUCACUUGGUGAUCAUCAUCCUGAAACAUGGAUUGCUAUUGGAUAUUAUUGUUUAAAAAAAAAUCAUAAACCAUCACGUACAGUUUAUCUUGCACAAAAAGCUUAUGCAUUAGAUAAUACAAGAAUUCAAGCAUUGUUACUUAAAGGUCUUGCAUUAUUUAAAUUAAAACGAUAUUCAGAUUCACUUGUUCAUUAUAAAGAAGCUGUACGUUUAACACCGUAUUGUUUCGAAGGAUAUAAAGGUGUUGUUGACGGUUAUUUAGCAACAAAUAGAUUAAGUGAUGCUAAUAUGUUUAUUACAAAUGCUGUUCGAACAAAUUUAAAAGAAAAUGUUCGGGCAUUUACAUUAUGUGGACAAGUUCUUGCAAAAGAACCAUCAUCAUUAGAUAAAGCUCGUGUUUAUUUAGAAAAAGCACUUGUACUUAAUGCAAAAUAUACUGAUGCAGUUAUUUCUCUUGUUGAAGUUUAUGGACAAUUAAAGCAACAACAAAAAAGUAUAGAAUUGUAA
Molecule: messenger RNA, 1413 nt
Organism: Rotaria sp. Silwood2
Lineage: Eukaryota; Metazoa; Rotifera; Eurotatoria; Philodinida; Philodinidae
Source: the annotation of a GenBank genome assembly